Molecule: messenger RNA, 260 nt
Organism: Cetraspora pellucida
Lineage: Eukaryota; Fungi; Glomeromycota; Glomeromycetes; Diversisporales; Gigasporaceae
Source: the annotation of a GenBank genome assembly
AUGACGCUUAAAAAAUUCUUUUAUAAGCUGGUUAAUAAUGAAAUUUCACCAGAUACAUUAGUUAAUGUAGGUGAUUUUGAGCAAAUAAAACGUAUUGAUUUAAGUAAAUCAAUUGAUCCACUGAUGAAUACAACACAAACAAGUCCUGAUUGUAAAACUAUCGAACUCACUAGCAACUUUGGAAAGAAUGUCUAUUAUUAUCUUCAUAAUGAUGGAGUGCAAUAUAGCAAUUUAGAUAAAUAUGAUAAAUACAAAAACAG